CUGAGAAGCAAAUUCAGUCCCUACAAAUUCAAGGCGCUGCCUCGAGUCGGUUUGAACCAGUCGCUCAAGCUUUCAACCAGGAUGAAUAAGAUCAUAUUUGUCGUUGCUACCCUCGCCAUUUGCGCAUUACCUGGUGCAUUUGGGUUAAUGUGUUACAACUGCACAAACAUGGCGCCCUAUGACACUCCACAUAAAACAUGCAUGAAUGAAAGUGCUUACAUGCCCGUAAACUGCACUGAUCAAGCAACACAUUGCGGCCAGGUUAUGCUCAUGGUGAAUGACGUAAUGGUUUAUUCCGCGGGAUGUGUUGCUCCUAUGGUGAACUGUUCUACAUACAACAUGAGCACAUGUGCUACAGUUCUAGCGGAAGGCGGCGCCGCCAUAAAGAGCUGUACAACAGAGUGCUGUAAUACCGACAAUUGCAAUAUGCCAACAUUCCCCACGGACGCACCAUCCACGACUGCAACAACUACAGGUGACACUGAGACAACUCCCACCUCUGGAAUUGAGUUCUUUGAACCUAAGGUCAUCGCUUUGCUGGCCGCCUACCUUUUAGCUCUAUACUUUGGGAAGCAAUAAAGUCAUGAAGUCACUUUAAGCAACAACUUGCCGAGAGACAUCAGCUUCACAAGCUGCUUCUAAAAUGUUAAAGCACAUUUUUCAUUUUCCUCAUCGAGCUUUAAGUACUUUUUUGAACUAUAAGGGUUUUGUAUGUUCGUGUUGCGCAAUUUUUUAUUGCUUAUAUUAGACAAUGGGGAGUGGAUGUAGUUAGAUGAGUGUGAAUAUCUCUUUUGAAUUUGAUAUGAAUGCAAAUCAUGAUUAGACCUUCGGGAUAUCACUUGCACGGUGUUUAACCAAUGAACGCUUAAAUAGCCAAGCACCUCAUAAGUUUUUUCAUUUUCUGUACUUAGGCUUUUGCUUUCAGAUGGAAAAUAACAUAAAAUGUUUAUAAACAUUUACUUGGAGACAGUAAAGCAUGUUACUCCUUGCAUUUA
Messenger RNA from Stylophora pistillata, 995 nucleotides. RefSeq lists its product as uncharacterized. The record is from RefSeq and is a predicted model, not a curated record. NCBI's taxonomy places the organism in Eukaryota, Metazoa, Cnidaria, Anthozoa, Scleractinia, Pocilloporidae.